GGUUCGGGGUACCCCUAGGGGUAUCAUCAGAUAGAGGGCCCCAUUCCAUAGCUACAGUAGUAAAAGAAGUAAGUAGAUUGCUGGGGAUAACUUGGGACCUCCACACACCGUGGAGACCCCAGUCAAGUGGACAGGUAGAGAAGAUGAAUCAGACACUAAAAAGGCAAAUCAGUAAAAUAUGCCAAGAAGCCAAGCUGCAGUGGCCCCAGGCUUUGCCAAUAGCACUGUUGAGGAUUAGGAUAAAACCUAGGAGCGGGAUGUCAGUCAGUCCUUAUGAGAUAUUGUAUGGGAAACCAUAUGAAUCUCCUGAGCCUAACCCUAAUAUAUACAUCACAGGAAAGCAGGAAGUGUAUAAUUAUGUUCUGUCUCUUGGGAAAACUUUAGCUUGGCUCUGGAGCAUCCUUGUGUGGAAUAGACCAAUAACUCUCGAGAAUCCAGUUCAUAACAUACAUCCAGGAGACAAGGUGUACAUUAAAAACUGGAACGAAGAACCGCUGAAAGAAAAGUAGAGUGGACCCUAUCAGGUACUGCUGACCACCUUUACAGCAGUCAAAGUAGCCGGCGUGGACCCCUGGAUUCACUAUACCCAAGUGAAGAAAGUCCAUCCUGGAUCAUGGACUAUGUAAACUGUGGAACCAAGACUGCAGAUAAGAAGUGUUUAAUUACUUUGAGAAUGCUAUUAGUAAUUGUGCCAGUGUUAUGGUCAUUAAUGUCUUUGGGAUGUGGAAUGCAAAAAGAUCAACUAACCACUCUUCAUUCUAGAAUGAAGGGAGAGGUACAAGCAGAAACACAGGUGAUAAAAAUUUCUAAUGCAGUUCGGGCUGAGAAUGUAAUGAUUGGAUUAGUCAAAGAUUUUGCCGAAAUGCAAAACACCAGUAGAAUAACUGCCUGUCUGCCAACACCAAAGGCAGCAGGAGACCCAGUAAAUUGGGGAAUCAUAACAUCAAAACUACCUGAAAUACAAAAGAACAAAACAAUUGCAUGCAAACAGGUACCCGAGUCGAGGCAAGUAGUCAAAGAAACUUAGGAGAAAAUAGGAACAUGGAUGAGACCUAUGAGCCAGAAAGACUGUAUUCUAAGUGAUGGCAUACUAGGAACCCCUAUGGGACAGUCAGGAGGCAUCACACAAUGGCAAUGCUAUUUGCCACACUAUAAAAGAUUAUAGAAAAUGUUACAGAAACCACUCUGGUAUGGAAGUGUGAGGCCGAUGAUCAGAAAGAUCAGAUAGAGCCUUGGCACAGUGCGUGGUCUGUGAGUAUACUUCAAAAAUUCCAAUAUAUGGCAAACACCCCUUGGUGUAUUAAGUGGGAAGGCUCCGAGAAUGAAACAGAUCCAGCAGUAACAUACACUGCCACUAGGAGCAGAACGUGGGCAGACAAAGUAAGUUGGUGGGCAUGCAAUAAAACUUAUGACUGCACUUCUGAUAAUGCAGAGAUAAAACAGAUGCCACCCCUGGCAAUAGCCCUACAGAUUGGAUGUGCUUGCAGAGGGAUCAAAUAUAAACAAGGCAAAAUUAAUUCUAAAGUAGUUGUAGGAUGUACCAGGAGUACAAUUAAAAGUCCAGGACAAUUUGUAUGGGCAACAAGCGAUGGUACCUGGACAACACAUCUGCCUAUAGAUGGGAAAGUAAAGGAAAUUACUUUGGGCCUCCCAACCUUAUGUCCAAUUUGGAAAAAGUCCCCAUUUAAUGGAAAACAUGAACUUCUGCAGAUAAGAGCAAGACGAGAAGUUCUAGACAAUGAAAAUCCAGAUGACACUUGGCAAGAACCCUCUAGUGGAGUGAAAUUUGAGUGGGCCCUAGAGUGUUUGCUUGGUCCUAUAGCAAACUAUCAGAGUAGAGAGAUGCUGUACAAACUUACAGGUCAGGUAGAUAGACUGGCAAGAGUCACCCAGGAAGGAUUUAAAGAAUUAAACGUACAAUUACAAGCCACCACAAAGAUGACUUUACAAAAUCCAUUAGCCUUAGAUUUGUUACUCCUGAAAGAGCACGGAGUAGGUGGACUUUUAAAGGGACGAGUUGAUCAUUGCUGCGUUCACAUCCCAAAUGUAGCUGCAGAUGUAGAAUAUGACAUCAAUCAGUUGAAACAAAUAGAGCAUGAAGCACAAGAAGAGCAAAAGGAUUUGACUACAAGCUGGUUAGGAAAAAUCUUUAAAGGGUUAGGGUGGAAUGUGAGUUCAUAGAUUAAAUCUAUCAUUGAGAGUGUGAUAAUCUUACUAAU
Molecule: messenger RNA, 2219 nt
Organism: Serinus canaria (Common canary)
Lineage: Eukaryota; Metazoa; Chordata; Aves; Passeriformes; Fringillidae
Exons: 2
Coding region: 1279-2181 (300 amino acids)
Source: RefSeq, a predicted model, not a curated record